Molecule: messenger RNA, 4812 nt
Organism: Capsaspora owczarzaki ATCC 30864
Lineage: Eukaryota; Filasterea; Ministeriida; Capsasporidae
Product: sorting nexin-25
Exons: 3
Coding region: 5-4735 (1576 amino acids)
Cellular component (GO): intracellular membrane-bounded organelle
Molecular function (GO): phosphatidylinositol binding
Source: RefSeq, a predicted model, not a curated record
ACGAAUGCUCGCGCUCGUGGGUGCCGUGCUGUCGACAGCCGCCAGCUCGCUGCUCGUCCUCGUCGCGCUGGUGCUCCUCGCCCCAGAGUGCGCGCGCCUCGCAGACGUGCUCUUUGCGCCAGUGGACGAGCACGAUCGCUCCCGCCAGAGCACCGUCGCAGCACUCGCAGCACGCCUCGCGCGUCGCAUCAUGGCAGCCACUACUCAGCCCCAGAGCGCCGUAGUCGUGCCAAGGCCGCCAGCCGGAGCAGCCCCAAGCACCCCAAGCACUGCUCCUGCCAAUACGAAUGCGAAUGCGAAUGCAAAGCCACCCCGCCCGACGACACCAUCGAGCCGGCACGAGCAAGUCAGAUACGCCGUAGCACUCGUCGUCUACUUGCCAGUCCUAUGGGCCGUUCGCAUGGCACAGUUCGUGGCGCCGUGGUUUUCCCGCUCGGCCAGUGGCGUGCCACGACGCGAGCAGUCCUUGCUGACCUCCGACCGUCAUACGACUGCGAUAGUCAACAGCAAUACCAGCAGUGCUUCGAGUCAAGGAGCGGUCGUGUCUGGUGGCGCAAGUGGACCGGCCGCACCCUCGUUGGACAACACCGGGUUGUCGUCCAUGCGCAAAUCUGCCACGGUCGCUGCGGCUCGCGCGACACACAGACAUUCCAUCAACCUGCAGGCUGCAAUUGCAGAGGCAACGACAGAGAAACUCCCGGCUACGCGAAACCUGGGGAGUCUGUCGCCUUCGACGGACGUGCUGUUCUCCAGUUCUGCUGCAACAACCCCCGACAUUUUUUCAGCGGAUACCACCGAUGAAGCCGCCGAUGAUGCGCCAUUGUUGUCCGGCGAUGGGAAGCAAGUCAGAAGGAAUAAGCAGCACCUCAAUGGCGACGCAGAGACGACGCAGCCCACUCGCAAGCGGCGUCGCCACAGCCAACAGAGCCGGCAGCGGCAGAAUAGCGUCAACCAGUUGUGGCAUGCAGAUGACGAAGCCGGAAGAGGUCCUUCUGGAGCAGGCAGUCUCACAACCGAUGCUGUCGGGUCUGGCACUCCACUCUACAGCAGCUACAUGUAUCUGCCUCAAGUGUUGCACAGCAAGCCGCCUGCAAGUACUGUGACGCUCUCUGCUGAUGCUGCGAGUGGACAAUCCAAUGGACAACAACAGCAGGGGCAGGCGCACAGCUUUGAUGAAGGAGACGUGCCUUCCAUCCUGUGGGGCUCGCCAUCUCAACGCCAACAAGCGCUCGAACAAAUGCUCGCUCAACGGCUCGCAUUAAUGCGCGUGCCCUUCAAGCGACGCGGCAAUAUUGUAUCCAAGGAGGUGGACGACGUCAUCGAGUCCAUUCUCAAGCUGUUCUUUCGCGACUUUGUCCACCCGUGGCACGAUGUCAUUUCCAAAGACGGCGAGUUUAUCGACCGCUUGUACGAGAGCGUCUGGGGCUUGAUUGGCGCGGUUGGCAUCCGCUGCACGAAAAUCGACACUGUUGCUCUGUUGGCGCAAGACAUGGUUCAAAAGCUCCACGACCAUCUGCGCGACAUUCGCCUCACCGCCGAGGCUGCGUCCAACGCUGCUGCUGCCCGCCGCCGCGGCGAGCCCGAUUCGCGAAUCCCUCCGACCAUACCAUUUCGGCUGCACCCUUGCUUGCAAAGUCGCGAGGCUGAAGUCCAGUAUCUCCGCGAAGCCAGCGAGACAUUUUUGCUUGCCGUCCUGCCCUCCGAAGUGUCCCACUGUCUGCCCAUGCGCCACAUGUUGCGAGAAAUCCUUGCAAUCUGGGUCUUCCUUCCGACGGCAGAUUUGCUGUGCGACCCUGACUAUAUCAAUCAGAACAUUAUCUGGCAGCUGCGUGACAGGCAUCUUGCAGCGCAACAGCAGUUUCUGCAACAGACUGGCCAGCAGCCGCCACCCGCCACCAAUGCUAGCAGUCCAGUUGUAUCAACGUCGCCACCGCCCGCGUCGACAUUGGACGCUCCGGCUCCAUCUGGACCACCGACACAAGUCGAUUCGCAACAGCCACCAGCUCCUGUCGCAGCCAACGACGACAAGCCCGCUGGUUCUGAUCCGGAGGAGUCAGAUUCCGCUCCAUUGCCCGAGUCCUUGCCACAACAACAGCAACAACAACAACAACAACAACAACAACAACAACAACCACAACAAGAACAAGAGCCAGAACAUUCCGACCCACCAGUUCCAGCUCAGGUGCAGCAGCCUUCGACGGCUCCUGAACAGCGCGAGUCGAGAACAGAAGAGUCCAUUGCCAUGGCCUUGGACGCCUUUUCGGCCUUUUCCAACACCCCUACAUCACUGAUGUUCAUGGAGCAGGUCACGGCCGUCUCGCGGUCUAGCCACAGCGCGCCUUCUGUCGUCAAGAAGCGACCACCAUUCCCGCAAGCCGAUCGCGUUCGCGACCGGGAGCGCGGUGCGUUCUCGCAGCGUCUCGAAUUUUUGAACGAGGAGAUUGAUCUCAAGGAAAAGCAACUCAAACAAACGCAAAUGAAGGCUGCCAAUUACUUUCACUGCCCUCCCGAAGUGGAAAAGGAAGUGGCAGAGCUAGAGGCCAUCCUUGAAGCGCACCGCUUGGAGAAGCGCGCUAUUGAGCACCACAUUGAGCUGACAGACCAAUGGUGCACCACUUUGGGUCAAUGGGCAGCCCGCGUGCACAGCGCGGAACUGAACGAGUUUGAGCACCGCCAAGUUCCCAUUUUCGUGGUUGUUGUUCACCGCACUGACGUGGACGAGCCCAUGGGCUGGGUGGUGGCGCGCCGCUACGACGAAUUCCAGGAGCUGCAUUCCUUCUUGCGCGAGAGGUCGGACACGGCCAGGAAACUCGACCUGCCAGGCAAGCGCUGGUUUGGCGGUCAAUCCAAGUCACUCGAGAAAUCUCGCCUGCUGCUCAACGACUACCUUGUCGCAGUGCUCGCCGACCCAGAGCUGUGUCGAAGCGAGGUUAUUUUCGAGUUUUUGAGUCCCAGUCCCAAGAAUUUGCGCGCGAAUCUUCCUCGAGAAGCGCCGGGCGAGGACGCUCAGGCUGCCAGUGCUUCCACAGCUUCUCAGGCGGGUGCGUCCGCCACUUCCGCACCUUCGACCACGGCAGCUGCUGGAGACAAGGCUCGAAGCAGCUUGUCGUCUCGGCUCAAGUUUUGGCAUCGCGAGGACUCGAGCGCCUUGACUGGAGACACUGAUUGGGUGGACAUUGUGAGCGGAAGCGAAUCGAUGCCUAUUCUCUCACCAGCAGCAGCAGCAGCAGUAGCGGGGGAUUCCGAUUUCCCCAUGGAUGCUACUAGUGCGGCGGCCGAUGUCCCUGCUGUGGCUAGAAUGGAGAAAGUGCUGGUCGAGCCGGACUUUGACGACGUCAACUUGAACGCGGCAGACGAAGAGUCGGAUCAAAAGAACAGCACGCGCGAUGACUUGGCCGAGCCCGUGUUUGAUCUGAUUGGAGAGCUGUUCGAGUUGCAUGGCAUGUUCCGCUGGGUGCGAAAGCAGGUCAUUCUCUUUAUUCAGCUGACCUUUGGCGGAUCGAUCAAUCGCAACGUCGAAAAGACCGUUCACUGGUUUACGUCACGCACUUCGCAGCUGUACUACUUUGAGCGCUUGCGGGAUGCCUUCUGGCCCAACGGAGUCUGGGCGUCGGCCUACCCGCUGCGAUCGCCCGAGGACAAGCUGCACACUCGUCUCCAAGCCAAGACUGCGCUGCUCACCUCGCUUCCAGACCACCUCGUCAGCAUGCUCGGCCAGGACAAUGGGCGCCGCGGUGCCGAGCGUCUGUUUGAGAGUCUCCAAGACGCGCAGAAAAACAAGCACCUGUUUUACACCAUGUUCGACCUGACCCUGUUCAGCCUGUGCCCCGAGCUGCAGUCCGCCCAAGUUCAGGAGCUAGCCAGCGCGCUUAAUAGUGUCAACCUGUACGGCGGUGACCAAUCCAACGAUGGCGUGCGUGCAAGCCAGCAAGCCGACGUCAAGAGCCAGGUGCCGAAAUCUGGCAUGGCGCGACAGGCCUCGUCGGUGACGGCUACAACAAUGGCCGUCCUAACCACUGCGUCCAGCUUCAUUUCGGCGCCAUUCGUGGCAGCGGCAGGCUUGUUUGGUUGGCGGUCGUCGUCGGCACAGUCAAGCACGCCCGCGCUCUCUGACACGGCCACAGGAUCCGGGCUCGCUUCAUCGGGCCUGUCUUCCUCUUCCAGCAUUCCAGGUGGCUUCCCGCAGGGCGGCGGUGCACCCAACAACACGCCGACCUUCCGCUCGCGCCCGAUCGGCGGUGCGUCCAGUCCAGCGUUUCCAUAUGGCGGCCCCGGUCUUUUGGGCAGUAGCCCGCUUAGCAGCUCUCCGAGUAGCGCUUCUUUGAGCUCGGGUGCACGUGCUGCUGCACCUGUGGUGGCACCGUCGACUUCUGCUGGAACAUUUUCGGGUGUUGCCGUCUCGCCGCCGACCUCCCCGGCAUUGACCACAAGCUCUGGCUUGAGCUCCAACGAGGCUUCGAGCAGUGAUCUCGGUGAGCUAUCCCAACCGAUGCCUGCAUCGCAACAACCAUCCUCCCCCUCCUCCACGCCAAUGUCCGAAUCGGCGGUGCUGGCGGCGUCUGCGUUUGCGGCGGCUGCCGCCUUGCCCGUCGGGCCCGGCAGUGCCAAUGCCACCGCGACUCGGCGUCCAACGCACCAGGUUCCGUCUCUCUUCCCUGCCGUCCAGCGAAAGAAGGUUGCUUCCGAUAAAAUCAAGUCGCUGCAGUCUGGCGAUUUGUUUGCGGACGACGAUUGAGGGGGUGGGGUUGCUGCGUGGUUUCUCGCUUGUAGGUUUUUCAUUGUAAUUUUUUUUGUUUAUACAUUUGCUGUACG